AUGUCAGACAGAAAGCCUUCAACAGAAGAAGAAACAAAAUAUGCCACUUCCUCUGACGAAAUUACGAAGAAAGAUCCAGAGGUGGAGGACAAGUGUUUGAGAGAUGAGUUUGUGUCUCUACAGGAGCUGGAAGAUGUUCUGCACUCAGGUCCUCACUCAUGUCACCAUGGAGAUGAAGUUUGGCCCCAAUUGUAUUUAGGAGACAUGGUCAUGUCUCAUGACAAGUUCUUGCUAUGGCAGCUGGGCAUCACUCAUGUGCUAAAUGCCUCACACGGCAAACUCUGCUGCAGAGGCAGCGACGAUUUCUAUGGCACCACAGUGAAAUAUUACGGAGUUCCAGCUAACGAUCUGCCAACUUUUGACCUCUCACCAUUUUUCUAUCCCGCUGCAGAGUUCAUUCACCAAGCUUUAACAUCAGGAGGGAAAGUUUUUGUGCACUGUGCAGUGGGUGUGAGUCGCUCAGCAGCUUUGGUCCUAGCUUACCUAAUGAUUCAUCAUCAGCUCAGCCUUUUGUCCUCCAUACGCUGUGUGCAACAGAAGCGUUGGAUUUUUCCCAAUAGAGGAUUCCUACGCCAGCUUCUUGACCUGGACCAAAAACUACUGGAGGAAAGGCUCAUCAAUAAUUAG
Oryzias melastigma (Indian medaka) is the source of this 627-nucleotide messenger RNA. Its product is annotated as dual specificity protein phosphatase 13-like. Gene Ontology annotation, molecular function: protein tyrosine/serine/threonine phosphatase activity; MAP kinase phosphatase activity. NCBI's taxonomy places the organism in Eukaryota, Metazoa, Chordata, Actinopteri, Beloniformes, Adrianichthyidae. The coding region runs from base 1 to 627 and encodes 208 amino acids. The record is from RefSeq and is a predicted model, not a curated record. Gene Ontology annotation, cellular component: cytoplasm. The transcript has 3 exons. Gene Ontology annotation, biological process: protein dephosphorylation; negative regulation of MAPK cascade.